AUGGGUUGGCCAGUGUGCAAUUCAACAACUGAAACCCUAAACAUCGAGGAGGUCGAUCUUUGGGAUGGCGGCAUCACCUUCCACCUCCUGGCGCUCCUGGUGGGCGGCGCUUGCGCAAUCAUCGCAUGCGGCGUAUCAUUCUGGCUGAUCGUCCAGCACGCAACGCAUUACAGUAAACCGAUCGAACAACGACAUAUCAUUCGCAUUCUGUUCAUGGUACCCGUCUAUUCCCUCGUCGCCUGGCUCAGUAUUUUCUUCUACCACGAUUCCGUCUACUUCGAGGUCCUCGGUGACUGUUACGAAGCCUUCUGUAUCUCCGCCUUCUUCUCCCUCAUGUGUCACUAUAUCGCUCCGGAUUUGCAUAGUCAGAAGGAUUAUUUCCGCGGGAUCCAGCCGAAACAGUGGCUUUGGCCGCUGAACUGGAUGCAGAAAUGUUGCGGUGGUGAGCGCAUUUGGCGCACCCCGCGCAGCGGCUUGACCUGGUUCAAUAUUGUUUGGGUCGGAGUCUUCCAAUACUGUGUUAUGCGCGUUCUCAUGACCAUCGUUGCCGUCGUCACUCAGGCAUUUGGCCUAUACUGCGAGGAGUCCCUUAGUCCCGCAUUCUCGCAUAUCUGGACUGUCGUUAUUGAAUCGGUAUCCGUCACUAUCGCCAUGUACUGCUUAAUUCAGUUCUAUCAUCAGACCAGUCAAGAUAUCAAGCAGCACCAGCCAUUUUUGAAGAUCCUGUCUAUCAAGCUUGUCAUUUUCCUUUCUUUCUGGCAAUCGACCUUGAUCAACCUUCUGGUCUCCGAAGGUGCCAUCCAAGCGACAGACAAAAUCGCACUCAAUGAUCUCAAGACCGGUCUUCCAGAGCUGAUGAUCAAUGUUGAAAUGGCGAUCUUUGGUAUCUUGCAUCUGUGGGCCUUUGCAUGGAGACCCUACAGACUCAACGGCCAGUCAUCUGCAGUGACCGAUUUCUACGGAAAUGGCAAGAUAUCCUACGAGGGCGGACGCUAUGGAGCGAAGGCCCUGAUCGACGCCAUGAACCCACUCGAUCUCUUCAAAGCCAUCGGCCGAAGUGCUCGCUGGCUAUUCGUGGGUCGUAAGCAGCGUAUGCUGGACCCCAGCUACCGGCCUCAAGAUGACACAACUGGUCUCCAGCCUCCCCAAGAAGGCAGCGAGCUCACCCAACACGGCACCGCCUAUGUUGGCGCGGGGACCGCCGUACCCGGAGGCCGGGCGGGCCGCUAUACCCCGGACGAAGAGGGCGCAGUGCUUCUCGCCCACCCACAGCCAAACCCCGAGAUUGCACUCAUUGGCACCUCUCCGUAUGCGUCCGACUUUGAUGACAACGUACACGACUCCCAAACCCGUUUCUAUGGCCAAAGCUCCUCCUACGAUGAUUCCCCGCUUCGCAGCCAUGACAACUUGCACUCCGAGCCUCUGGUCCACCCUUACCCUUCAGACGGCCCUCUGCGAGAACAAGUGCCCAUGCCCAUGCCGGAUCCCUACAGACCUCCGCCCCCGUACCCAGACAGCCAUCACCCCUGA
This is a messenger RNA of Penicillium brevicompactum, 1530 nucleotides long. Its product is annotated as OSTA/TMEM184 family protein. Gene Ontology annotation, molecular function: transporter activity. NCBI's taxonomy places the organism in Eukaryota, Fungi, Ascomycota, Eurotiomycetes, Eurotiales, Aspergillaceae. The record is from RefSeq and is a predicted model, not a curated record. The transcript is spliced from 6 exons. Gene Ontology annotation, biological process: transport. The coding region runs from base 1 to 1530 and encodes 509 amino acids.